Molecule: messenger RNA, 1787 nt
Organism: Brassica oleracea var. oleracea
Lineage: Eukaryota; Viridiplantae; Streptophyta; Magnoliopsida; Brassicales; Brassicaceae
Product: UDP-glycosyltransferase 73C5-like
Exons: 1
Coding region: 253-1740 (495 amino acids)
Molecular function (GO): UDP-glycosyltransferase activity
Source: RefSeq, a predicted model, not a curated record
AGGGAAAGUCAUUAAACGAUGCAAGAUAGGGUCACAAAGGGACAAGCUAUGGAUUAGCUAAGAAUGGCUUGUAGCGAUACACAAUCUGUGGACUGUUUUGGAUGUGUUUGACAAGUAAAAUCUCAUUUACGUCAUGUAUUACGUCUUCUGUUCAGUUUUGUUUUUUGCUCUCCACGCAUCUUUGUUCUAUAUAAGCUCUCUCUCACAAAUAUAAUCCAGAACCAAGACAAAACUUGAGAGUUUAUCAUCAGCAUGGGUUCCGAAACAGCUAAAAAGUCUUGUCCUCUUCACUUUGUUCUCUUCCCUUUCAUGGCUCAAGGCCACAUGAUUCCCAUGGUCGAUAUCGCAAGGCUCUUGGCUCAGCGCGGUGUGACCAUCACAAUUGUCACUACACCUUACAAUGCAGGGAGGUUCAAGAAUGUUCUAAGCCGCGCCAUUGAGUCUGGCUUGCCCAUCAAAGUAGUGCAUGUGAAGUUUCCUUCUCAAGAAGCUGGUAUACCAGAGGGAAAAGAGAAUAUAGAUAUGCUUGACUCCAUAGAGCUGAUGAUACCUUUCUUUAAAGCGGUUAACAUGCUCGAAGAACCGGUUCAGAAGCUCAUGGAAGAGAUGAGCCCUCCCCCAAGCUGCUUAAUCUCUGACAUGUGUUUGUUUUAUACAAGCAAACUCGCCAAGACGUUCAAUAUACCAAAGAUCCUCUUCCACGGCAUGUGCUGCUUUUGUCUUCUCUGUAUGCAUAUUUUACGCGAAAAUCUUGAGAUCUUGGAGAAUUUGGAGUCAGACAAAGAGUACUUCACCGUUCCUUAUUUUCCUGACAAAGUUGAAUUCACAAGACCUCAAGUUCCUGUUGAAACAUAUGUUCCUGGAGAGUGGAAGGAGUUCUUGGAUGGAAUUAAAGAAGCUGAUAAGACAUCCUAUGGAGUGGUGGUCAACACAUUUCAAGAACUGGAGCCUGCUUAUGUCAAAGACUACAAGGAAGCAAGGUCAGGUAAAGCAUGGUCCAUUGGACCUGUUUCCUUGUGCAACAAGGUGGGAGAAGAUAAAGCUGAGAGAGGAAAUAAAUCAGAUAUUGAUAAAGAUGAGUGCCUUAAAUGGCUUGAUUCUAAGGAAGGUGGUUCUGUGCUCUACGUUUGUCUAGGAAGUGUCUGCAAUCUUCCUCUGUCUCAGCUCAAGGAGCUUGGCCUAGGCCUAGAAGAAUCUCAAAGACCUUUCGUUUGGGUCAUAAGAGGUUGGGAUAAGUAUAAAGAGCUUGCUGUGUGGAUCUUGGAGAGCGGUUUUGAUGAAAGGGUGAAAGAGAGAGGGCUUCUCAUUAAAGGAUGGGCACCUCAAGUGCUUAUCCUUUCACACCCUUCUGUUGGAGGAUUCUUGACACACUGCGGAUGGAACUCAACUCUUGAGGGGAUAACCUUUGGUCUCCCACUUCUUACAUGGCCGCUAUUUGCUGACCAAUUCUGUAAUGAGAAAUUAGUGGUGGAGGUGCUAAAAGCUGGUGUGAAAGCCGGGGUUGAGCAGCCUAUGAAAUGGGGAGAGGAGGAGAAGAUAGGAGUGUUGGUGGACAAAGAAGGAGUGAAGAAGGCAGUUGAAGAGUUAAUGGGUGAGAGUGAUGAUGCUAAGGAGAGAAGAAGAAGAGCCAAAGAGCUUGGAGUGUUAGCUCACAAGGCUGUGGAAGAAGGAGGCUCUUCUCAUUCUAAUAUCACAUUACUCUUAGAAGACAUAAUGCAACUAGCACAAUCCAAUAAUUGAUUUAUGUCAUUGUUAAAAGAAAUAGACGUUUAUGUUACGAAAGUAAA